GCGGAAUCGGCCGGUGCGAUAUGGUUGAAGUUGCGGAGGAAGCUAUUUGCAGCUUGGAGCUCAUUACGCAAAUUGCUCCACAAGAAGAUCCCAAGCAUGGCCAAGAAGACGCAGCCGACGCCCGCGCCCCGUAGCCCGACCAAGAAGGGUGCGUCGGCGCCCACGAACAAGACCAAGAUGACCACGCUCAACGUCGACGCGCCACCCUACGUGCCCGCGCUCGGCUGGAAGACACCGCUGACCGACGACCUCAUCUGGACGGCGGGCCUGCCAUACACACCAGGCAGCGAAAAGCAGUCGACGGACGGCUUUGUCAUCCUCGACCAAGUCGUCGACUACCGCGAAGUGCCGGACGAAGAGCUCUUUGACCCAGCGUUCUACCCGUUCACGACCACGGACCUGCGCGAACUCGAGGCGUGCGACCAGAUGAACGAGCUCCUCGCUGAGCUCGAGAUCCUCGACAUGCAAGAGGAGCUCCACCGCAAGCUCUAUGACAAGUGCGUGUCGCUCCAGGAGAACCGCCGCAGCAUCGAGCCGAUGGUGCAAAACAUUCUCAAGCGCACGACCAAGACAGACAACGCGUUGUACCAGACGCAGAAGGCCAACAAGUCGAUGCAAUACAAGCUCACACACCACGGCAAGAGCCCGCGCUUUAGCCGGCAGAUUUGCCAGCCGCGCGCGUCAUACUAGACGCAAAUCUCUGCGCACUCUUCUGCGAGGAGCCACCACAAGACCAAAAUAUUUAAAAAUUCUAGCCACACAGCGACGACCGCGCCUGUGUAUCGUGUAGCACUAGUCGCCACAACCAAUUUUAGGUGGUAAUCAUCAAUCAACCUCGCCCCUUUGUUCCA
Molecule: messenger RNA, 851 nt
Organism: Saprolegnia diclina VS20
Lineage: Eukaryota; Oomycota; Saprolegniomycetes; Saprolegniales; Saprolegniaceae
Exons: 1
Coding region: 97-690 (197 amino acids)
Source: RefSeq, a predicted model, not a curated record